This is a messenger RNA of Lolium rigidum, 1899 nucleotides long. RefSeq names its product mitochondrial metalloendopeptidase OMA1-like. Bases 1 to 1101 code for a protein of 366 amino acids. Lineage: Eukaryota; Viridiplantae; Streptophyta; Magnoliopsida; Poales; Poaceae. The record is from RefSeq and is a predicted model, not a curated record. The transcript is spliced from 3 exons. Gene Ontology annotation, cellular component: membrane. Gene Ontology annotation, molecular function: metalloendopeptidase activity.
AUGGACUGCUUGACCUCUCUGGCCCGCUACACAGCCUCGCGGCGCCGAGAUGCCCUGGGCGCCAUGCGAGGACUCCUUUUCCGGCACGCUGCAGCGACUGUGUGUCGAACGCCUGCUAUAGCGCCGGCGACACCACACCUUCGUCACCCCAUCCGGGGUCUCUUCUUUCAGCACAUUAAUCGUGUCAGCAGGCACUACUGCACCUCCACCCAGAGGUACUCUCGGUGGUACUAUGACCCACGGAAGGUUGCUCUGGCAACGGUGCCUCUGCUCGGCAUCGGCAUCGGCGGUGCGCUGAUUCCAGACUACCACGGAUACAUUGAGACAGUGCCCUUCACCAAUCGCACUCACAUUGUUCUCCGCACUCCCCUGCAGGAGCGCGAGCACAGCGAGACCCGCUUCGCCUGCCUCAAGGAGAAGCACGCUUCCAUCAUACUUGACCCGCACCACCCAGAUUGUGUUCGCCUCAACAACAUCACCUCGAAGCUUGUCCGCUCCGUCCACACCCACCUCAUCAUCAAGAGCCAUGAUACCGCCAUGCUCGAGCUCGAUCGUGGCAAUGCCGCCUCGGUGGUGGAGGUUUUGAGGAAGAAGCUGGGAAGCGCAGGGAGAGCACAGCCAGCGACUGGGCAUCUCGAUGGGCUCAACUGGGAGGUGAUGGUGGUGGAAGAUAAGCGCGUCAAUAUGUGGUGCUACCCCGCUGGCAAGAUUGUAGUGCCCACUGGAUUUCUCCAAGUUUUCAGGACAGAUGCUGAACUUGCCACUAUGAUUGCUCAUGAGGUCGGGCACGUCGUUGCGAGGCACUGGGCAGAGAAGAUCAUCUACAGGAAGUGUCUUCCCAAACCCCUCAGGGUGCCCUUCUUCCGAAGGGCUGAGAGAGAGGCAGAUCAGAUUGGGUUGAUGAUACUUGCUGCAGCUGGUUUUGAUCCUCGCGUAGCCCCACCGGCCUUUCAAAAGCUAGGACAUAGUAGAAGAUUCCUCUCUACUUAUCCUUCGAGUAAGAAAAGAGCACAACUGUUAUCAGGAAAUAAAAUUAUGGAAGAGGCGCUCAAGUUGUAUAGAGAAGUUAGUCCCAAUCAACACACUGAAGAUUCUCUCUAAAUUUUAGAUUUUGAAACUGCCGUGCAGCUGGUUAGUUAUGUUCUAGUGCUCCACACAAAUAACUUAGCUACCAGAUAGUUCUCUCGAUUGAUAGGGAGGAUCAGUAGCAAUAUUCGAGGAUCAAUAGCAAUAUUCGGUUACAUUCAAGGAUUUGCUGGAAAAGGAAAUCUAAACUACGCGGAGAGACAAACUCCCGCAGCCGCCGGUUCUUCGUCCUGAUCCUAAGGAUGCGUAUGGACUUGUCUCUGCUCGUCUUUUGAAGGAAACUCGGUCAGCUCUAUUGCGUCCAGUCCGUGCCAAAGUGUCUUCUGCUGGGUUGGUGAAGCCUCUUGGGCCGCUCCGUCUUCCUGAUCGGGCCCAUGUCAGGGUCUAGGUCUCUGUUAGUGAUUGGAACCUGACAUCCCCUCCUCCUUCAAAGGCGGCCUGUCCCCAAGCCGGUGCCGCCGGGAAUCGUUGCUGAAGAUCGAGCUUGUCUUCCCAGGUGAUGUCCUGAGGUGCAGCAUUGGACCACUGAACUUGUACUUGCUCACAACGUCCCGUUGGGGUACGUUUCCAUCGUUGAUGCAGGAUCCUCAUGGGAAAAGCCAGAACAUCAGUAGGAACAGGGAGAAUUGCUCAUGGUUUCGUACCUGGGAAUAAAGCCUUGCACAAUUGCGACACAUGGAAAACCGAGUGAAUCCUAGACUCUGCUGGCAGGUCCACUUGGUAGGUUGUUGGAUUGAUCAUCCGACUGAUCUUGUAGGGUCCAAAGUACUUGAAGGAUAACUUGUGAUUUGCUCUGCGAGCAACUGAUGAUUG